Sphaeroforma arctica JP610 is the source of this 683-nucleotide messenger RNA. RefSeq lists its product as hypothetical. The record is from RefSeq and is a predicted model, not a curated record. Lineage: Eukaryota; Ichthyosporea; Ichthyophonida. The transcript has 6 exons. The coding region runs from base 1 to 645 and encodes 214 amino acids. Gene Ontology annotation, molecular function: protein homodimerization activity; protein-folding chaperone binding; adenyl-nucleotide exchange factor activity. Gene Ontology annotation, biological process: protein folding.
AUGAGCAGACAGCCACCUCCAACUAAUGAAACGGAUGCAACGCCCCUUUCUUUGCUUGGCCUACCUAAUUUCUCUACCGAUGUGAUGCAAACCCCGGAAUUCACUUCGAUGUUGCUGCUCAGCACAUUGGGUAUGGCUACGGCUGUGGGAAUCGCCCUCGUACAAACACGCCGAUUGAGGACUCUGCAGCAAACCAUGUCACAAAGGUAUAGCGUACAACUGGCACAAAUAGAGAGCAGAUUAAAAAGAGAUGCCGUGGAGGCAAAGGGGGCAGGAGUCCGAGCAGUUGCGACAGACAUGCUUGGCGUUGUGGACAACUUCGACCGUGCACUGAAAGCGGCUGAAGGUACAGAGACCGCCAAAACCAAAACCGCUUUGCAGUCACUCUUAAAGGGGGUGCAGAUGACGCGUACAGGCCUGUUAGAUGCGCUGCAUAAGCAUAACAUACAGCAAAUACCAGCCCUGGGCACAAAGUUCGAUCCCAACUUGCACGAGGCGGUAUUCCAAUAUGCGGAUAAGAAAUUGGAAGUCGGUAGUGUGGGCUCAGUUGUGCUGGAAGGGUACACGUGGAAUGACCGCGUGUUGCGUGCGAGUAAAGUCGGGGUAGUGUCUGAACCUUCGGAUGACAAGCCUCCUAAAAAAUAAAUAAGUACAACACCUAGCACUUAAAUCUUGAUAUAUGU